Molecule: messenger RNA, 1179 nt
Organism: Fonsecaea pedrosoi CBS 271.37
Lineage: Eukaryota; Fungi; Ascomycota; Eurotiomycetes; Chaetothyriales; Herpotrichiellaceae
Exons: 3
Coding region: 1-1179 (392 amino acids)
Source: RefSeq, a predicted model, not a curated record
AUGCCAACCUCAAUCGAUAACAAGUUCGUUCCAACUUCACUGGCAGCAGCAGCAGCAGCAGAGCCUGAAGCGGGCUCAGACGACGAUUCGACCAUCGAGAUCUCCAGGCCGGCCACAGUCACAGAGCUGGUGGGAGAUGCUCGCUGCCUCUCCUGUAUGCGGGCGGGCAGUAGAUGUCACGUAGAGCAGGGCUCGGCGUCCUGCUUGCAGUGCUCUGUGCCAGAUGGCUGUGUCUUUGAGCGCCUCAUAGUGGUCAAGGGCCGUGUCCUUGAUUUUGCAUGGUCUGACCUGAUCGGUCAAACAUCCACCAUCAGGAGACGAUCGGCUUCCACUGUUGCGCCGCCAGCCAAGGAGGCUGUACGCCAACCGAUUCUCCCUACAAUACGUGACAUCCUCCAUCAGGAUCUCCAGGGACAUGUCCACGCCAACGAUUCUGCUGUUGGGAGAAUGCAGCGCCCCUCUUAUAGUCCACAGGACAACGGCCUCGCUGCCGGUGAACAGAACCCUUCGAAAGACGAUGCUCACACCAACAUCUCAGAAUUGUCUCCACAAAAUGGCAACUCCAUGGCUUUAGGACAAUCACAGAACGUCCAUGAAACGGCUUCGCUCGACGAGAGACUGCCACAUGCUGCGGCAACAGUGCUGGUCGCCGCUGCAAGAGAUGGGCGCACGAGCAUCGGAAGACUGAGCAGUCUGAUAGACCUCGAAUGUGGCGAUUGCGGCUACCGUGCAAAAAGCCGCUCAGACCUUAAAAAACACCUUGCGCGCCACAACCGCGAUCACAAAUGCCCAAUCCAGGGCUGCCCGCAGAAGUGGAAGGGCUUUGCCACCCGCAACGACCUGGACAGGCAUCUAUUCGUCAUCCACAGGAUCAACAACAGGAAAUUAAAAUCCUACAAGUGCUUCGGGAGAGACUGUUCAAGGCCGCAGAAGGAAUGGCCUCGACUGGAUAACUUCAAGCAACACCUCAAAAAGAUGCAUUCGAGGGAGAGCGAGGAGGUCCUACUCCAACAAUCUAAUGAAUGGUAUGAGCGUCAGCUAGCCCAACAGCUUGAGCAUGGUACCCUAAGAGUUUCCCCAGCGGCCGAGGCUGCUGCAGUUCAGGUCUCAGCCCCUGGGAGGGUUUCUUGUGCCAAUGGCAAUCGCACCGACAGCGACUCUGCUGUAGAGGUCUCUUGA